Messenger RNA from Sorex fumeus (smoky shrew), 1829 nucleotides. It is a transcript of the gene FBXO28, whose product is annotated as F-box protein 28. The transcript is spliced from 5 exons. Gene Ontology annotation, molecular function: protein binding. Gene Ontology annotation, biological process: protein polyubiquitination. Lineage: Eukaryota; Metazoa; Chordata; Mammalia; Eulipotyphla; Soricidae. The record is from RefSeq and is a predicted model, not a curated record. The coding region runs from base 16 to 1122 and encodes 368 amino acids.
AAUCAGUCCCCGAAGAUGGCGGCGGCGUCGGAGGAGCGGAUGACCGAGGAAGGAGGCGACGGCCACGGCGACGACGGCGCCUCUCCGGCCGUCGGCUCUGCCCCGCGGCUGCCCCCGCCGGCCCCGGCCCCGGCCCCGCCGCCGGGCUCCCAGACGCCCCCCGCCCCGGCGCUGGCUCCCGACCAGCUGCCUCCCCACAACACGCUGGUGGCGCUGCCCAUCGUAGCCAUCGAGAACAUCCUCAGCUUCAUGUCAUACGACGAGAUCAGCCAGCUGCGCCUGGUUUGUAAAAGAAUGGACUUGGUUUGUCAGAGAAUGUUAAAUCAGGGAUUUCUAAAAGUGGAGAGGUACCAUAAUCUAUGUCAGAAACAAGUUAAAGCACAACUCCCGAGGAGAGAGUCAGAAAGGAGAAACCAUUCAUUAGCUCGUCAUGCAGACAUCCUUGCUGCUGUUGAAACAAGACUAUCACUAUUAAAUAUGACUUUCAUGAAGUAUGUGGAUUCUAACCUCUGUUGCUUCAUCCCAGGAAAGGUGAUCGAUGAGAUUUAUUAUGUGUUGAGAUAUGUCAAUUCUACCAAAACCCCUCAGCGAGCUCAUGAAGUACUUCAGGAGUUAAGGGAUAUUUCCUCCAUGGCCAUGGAAUACUUUGAUGAAAAGAUUGUUCCAAUUCUAAAGAGGAAAUUACCAGGAUCAGAUGUAUCUGGAAGACUUAUGGGCUCUCCUCCAGUUCCAGGACCUUCUGCAGCCCUAACAACCAUGCAGCUCUUCUCCAAGCAGAACCCCUCAAGACAGGAGGUCACCAAACUCCAGCAGCAGGUGAAGACAAAUGGUGCCGGGGUGACAGUUCUCAGGCGUGAAAUUUCUGAGCUUCGCACCAAAGUGCAAGAGCAGCAGAAACAGCUUCAGGACCAGGACCAGAAACUGCUAGAGCAGACCCAGAUCAUAGGUGAACAGAACUCACGACUGGCGGAGUUGGAACGCAAGCUCCGAGAAGUGAUGGAAAGUGCUGUGGGCAAUGCCUCUGGGUCUAGGCAGAACGAAGAGUCUCCCCGGAAGAGGAAAAAGGCAGCAGAAGCCAUUGACUCUCUUAGGAAAUCAAAACGUCUCCGGAAUAGGAAGUAAAUUGGAGUGUGGUUCUAGCUCCAGAGGAAGACCUUGGCUUAGUGGCUUAAGCAGUUCUUCAUGUCAAGGCCCUGUGAGCCACACGGUGUCCCUUAGGCUUCUAGGCUCUCAGAACACAACUUAAACUUGAACGUUCAUGGUUGGGACAGUCUUUCUCUGCUUCUCCUGGUGGAACUGAUGCACAGAAUCUUUUUACUUUGCAAAAGAUUUGUAUUAACCAGACUUGCUCUAUCAUGUUUUGAGGAGUUAACUUUUUUCUGUGCAGAUAAUGUUUAAAAGUUUGUUUCUGCAUAUAUGCACAUUACGUAAGGAUCUUAAACGAACCAGUCUCGACAGACUAGAAGUUAAGUUCAAUACAGAAAAUGUCCUGUUCACUUGAAAGAAAAGAUCUACUUUUUAAUGGACAGUAUCUUGUUUUAAAAAAAAAAAAGUUGACUUUUUGUUAUAAGUGACCUUUGUCUGGAAUGUCUGAAAAGUAGUAAAUGCUUUUUGGUAUUGAAGUAAUGGGUAACUAAAAUGGACUUCUAUAGUAUUGGCUGUAGAUGGGCCUCUACAGUAUUGACUAUAUAUUUUUAUAAACUACUGGCAAGGAGACUUACCCAGUUGUUCUAUACAUAUUUCGUUCUUUUUUGGGGCCGUGUCCUACAUUUGCAUGAAUGGAUGCAUGCAUUGCCCAGUCAGCUCAUUUAAAAAGCUCUUGCACUGGU